Angiostrongylus costaricensis is the source of this 1230-nucleotide messenger RNA. The record is from the annotation of a GenBank genome assembly. Lineage: Eukaryota; Metazoa; Nematoda; Chromadorea; Rhabditida; Metastrongylidae.
AUGACCAUUAGCUAUUCGGAUACGUUUGUGAAGUUGUUGUUUCGAUGGAAAGGCUCGCUGUGGAAGGCAAUUUGGCGGCAUUUACUUGUGUUUUUAUUAAUCUACUAUACAAUAAAUGGUAUCUAUAGGUUCCUAAUGACUCCCGUGCAACAAGAGGUCUUUGUGAAAUACGUGGUGUUGUUCGACAGUUGGACGAAAGAAAUUCCAUUGACAUUUCUUUUAGGAUUUUAUGUAGCGAUGAUUAUUCGAAGAUGGUGGGAUUGCUGUCAACUAAUCAGCUGGCCAGACCACUUACUCUACAAUGUGUCGGCACUAAUCCGAGGAAAUGAUGAUCCAGUAGCAUUUGAUUUUCAGGCGGAAACACGAAUUAUUCGUAAGACGAUGGCUCGAUACGCAAUUUUGUCGUCGGUACUGGCCUGGAGGAGCAUAUCAUUGCGUGUUCUCGCGAGGUAUCCAACAGAAAGGCAUUUACUCGAGUCUGGUCUAAUAAACAAAGAAGAAAUGGAAUUAUUCAGAAAAAUUCAAGUGAACGUGGAUCCGCACCAGAAAUGGUUCGUGCCGAUAAAUUGGAUACAAACGAUGAUGAUUCGAUGCUUCGAGAGAGGCAUAUUGAGUCACACGAACGAGUUACGCGUGUUGUUGGACGCUCUUGAGAAGUAUCGAAAUGGUUUCUUCCAACUGUUCAUCUACGACUGGAUUGCUAUUCCACUCGUAUACACACAGGUUUCCACAAUAUCCGUGUAUGGAUAUUUCGCAUUUGCAUUAAUUGGACGACAAUUCCCCAGUCAAAACGAAUAUCGAGAAGUGGUAGAUUUAUACGUGCCAAUCUUCACGAUUCUUCAGUUCUUGUUUUAUGUCGGUUGGCUGAAAGUUGGCGAGGAUUUGAUGUUCCCCUUUGGUGCUGAUGACGAGGAUUUUGAAUUUAACUAUAUUUUAGAACGUAAUCUAGAGAUAGCGUAUCUGAUUGUUGACGAUCUCCACAAUCAAGUUCCACCAGUAUAUGUGGAGUCAUUAGAUGAAAAAUUAAUGCAUACGAAAGCGUCUAUUCAAUUGUCAAAUCAUCCUCAACGUCAGCAUUUAAGAAAGUACAAAUUAGAUCCGGGCGCAAUGAUGAUUUCGAGGGAACCAUCAUUGAAAAGAGGUAAUACAAUUGAUUUGAACAUCUUUUCCAAAGAUAUUUUUUGUCUAAAAAAUUUACAUCGUGUUAAAAGCAUUCGAUGUCGCGGAUAA